This is a messenger RNA of Rotaria sp. Silwood1, 1129 nucleotides long. The record is from the annotation of a GenBank genome assembly. Lineage: Eukaryota; Metazoa; Rotifera; Eurotatoria; Philodinida; Philodinidae.
AUGAAGCACUUAUGCUAAUGAUUAGACGACAACGUACUGUUGAAACAGUCGAUGUUAAUGGUCGUUUACCAGAAAGAUUAAGAAAGACAUAUCGUGAUGAAGAUUUCAUCUUGCACGAAGACAAAAAUUUAAUUAUAUUCACAACAAAAACUAAUUUAUCCAUUCUUAAGCAAAACAAACAUUGGUUCGCUGAUGGAACAUUCAAAGUGUGUCCUGAUGAUUAUUAUCAACUCUUCACAUUACACGCGAUGAUGACCAAUGCAAUUAUUCCUCUCGUCUAUGGGUUAUUAAUUGGUAAAAAUUCAGAAGAUUAUAAUUUAUUUUUCGAAAAAGUUUUAGUACAAGACAACUUCCAACCUGAAUCAAUUAUGACUGAUUUCGAAACUGGCACAAUCAAAUCAGUGAAAGAUAUGUUGCCAAAUGUGUUACACAAAGGUUGUCUCUUUCAUUUUUCACAAGCGGUAUGGCGACAAGUUCAAAGCAAAGGAUUAACAACCAAAUAUAAUGAGGAUGAGUAUUUUCGCUUAAAUGUAAAAACAUUAAUUGCUCUUGCUUUUGUUCCACUAGAUCAAGUUAUCACUGGCUUUGCCUUAAUUUGUGAUCAAUUCGACGAUGACGCCGACGAUUUACUUGAUUAUUUUGAAAAAACAUGGAUUGGUGAAAAAAGAAGAAGAGGAGCUGGUCGAAAGAAUCCUGAAUUUGAUCAUAAAUUAUGGAACGUUUGUGAUCGUGUCGUCGCUACGAUACCUCGAUCCAAUAAUUCGGUGGAAGGUUGGCACAAUGCAUUUGCUAACCGUGUUGCAUUAAAUCAGCCAAAUAUUGUGAAAUUGGCGGAGAAAAUUCGUCGUGAACAAUCAAAAUUUGAAGUGGACAUGGCGAAGAUUCUUCAAGGUCACAUUAUUAAGACGAAAAAGGCCUGCUAUCGAAAAUUGGACGAACGUAUUAGUCGACUGGUCAACGGAUUCGACGCAUCUCAGCUGGAUGAAUUCUUAAAAAAUAUGGCAGCCAAUGUUACUCUUUAGGUAUUUUUUUUUCUUUAAAUUACUUUCUUUCUUUAUUUUUUUUUUCUUUAGAUUAUUUUCUUUUUCUUUAGAUUAUUUUCUUUUUGAUUUUUCUUUCUUUUUUGGUU